This is a messenger RNA of Planococcus citri (citrus mealybug), 2647 nucleotides long. RefSeq lists its product as uncharacterized. The coding region runs from base 309 to 2066 and encodes 585 amino acids. The transcript is spliced from 3 exons. Gene Ontology annotation, molecular function: RNA binding. NCBI's taxonomy places the organism in Eukaryota, Metazoa, Arthropoda, Insecta, Hemiptera, Pseudococcidae. The record is from RefSeq and is a predicted model, not a curated record.
UUUUGGUUUGCGAUAAACAUCGUCCAUUUCGUCUAUUUCUUUUCUUCGUUGGAAGAGUUAGAAUUAAAAUUUUACAGUAAAUCUCAUGCUACGGAUAUAUUUUUGUAGUUUUUGUUUUAAAAUAUAACCCAUGGUUGUUUUAUGACGUUUUAAAGCUAAGCUUCUUCAUCUUUCAUGACUUGCAGUGAUUAUAUGUGCAGAGAUUACUUUGUGGAAGGUUUCGUUACUCGAUUAUCCGCUCAGAUCGGUAUUUCGAUUCUUUCUGUUCGUCAUUAAAAGAAUCACCGGAAGUCUAUUCUGCUAUCGAAAUGAACACGACGAUGGGUUCACCGGCGCCAAAAUGGUACGAACCUUCUAUCUACAAGCUGUACGUCUGCCCGGUCACCGGUUUCGAUAAACAAUCUUUGUUGGAAGAGUUCGGCCAGUACGGCGAAGUUAUCGAUGCCUUUGUUUCGGACCCAGUCAGUAAUGGUUUUCAAUGGGCUUUCGUGUACUUCGCGACCGAAGAAGGUAUACUCGAAGCUAUUCGAAAAAUCGAAGAAGGCGAUAAACCAUACCGAGUUAACCGAGCUAAGCCCAAGAUAUUCAAACCAGCCAGUGUCUUAGCGGCGGAAAAAUCAGUCAGUACGAAAAUGUUAAACGGAAUAGGAGCCGCCGUUCAGCAAGCCAACGGAGUAUCCUUUCUUACUCCACCGAACUGCGUGUUUUGCAAAAGAAUCACCGUUAAGCAAUGUAUCUCGUGCAAGAAUGCGUUUUGUCAGACCGAAUGUGCAUUGGAUGGAUGGCGAUUCCAUACCAGCACUUGUAUCAAAGUUGCCGAAUUGAUCAAAGUAUCCGAAGCGAAUGCUGGCCUCGAUUUACCUCCUAUGGUCAACGUUCCAGCUACCGGUAAUCCUAUCGCUUCGACGGUAGUAAAUUUUAUGAAAGAUUGUAAAUCAGCGAAUAAAAAAUUCAGCACGAACGAAUUCGCCGAAGCUUGUAAUUACCGAGGCAAAGGACCCGAUAUGAAAGAUGAACCGAGUAUCGAUUACGUACCGAAUAUUCCGACGCCGCCUGCUUCGAAGAGUUAUCAUAAUUCUAAUUUCGAUAAAAAUAAAAGAAACGCAGCGUCGUUCCAGAAGUCUAAUAUGGAUAAUAGCGAAAUCGACGGUCAACCUCCGGCACCCAAUGAUAAAUCGUACAAUAAAGUACCGUUUAAAAAGUAUAAUAAAAACAACGAUUACAAAGAUCGGGGAAAUCGUCGUUCGUUCCAAAAUACCGCGCCUCAGAAACCGCCCAACCAUAACGAUCACACAAAUGGUAAUGUCGAAAGUAAACAACAAGAUCCCUGGAACUCUGACCUGAAACGUGUCCCAUUCCCACGUAAAUCGACUCCAAAAUAUAACGCAGAAAACGAAGAAACCGAACAAAAUACGUACGAUAGACCCGGUUCGAAGCAAUCGUAUUCGUACCAGAAACCAGACCGAAGAAAUUCCGAUCCUAAAGACACAGCUCCGGUUCCCAACGGCCAAAGCAACGAAUCCGAGAAACGAGUCGCUUUCAAACCAAAUCCCCCCAACGACCAACCCAAGCGCCCGAUCAGAAGUCAAGAACCUAAAAUUACCACGGCGCCGGAAACCGAUCUGAAAUUAAAAGCCGGCGAUGCCAUUCGAGUGAUGGUCGGAUCAAUCCAAAGUGAAAAUACCUUCUACGUUGCCGAUUCUCAAAAGGUUAUCGAAGUAUUGAAAGAUAUCGUUUCCAUUGCCGAUAAUGUUCCUGAAUUGAACCACGCCGAAGUGAACUCUCAAUGCUUGGCGUUUUUCGACGGUGCAUGGUAUCGUGCCAGGAUCAUCAGCACGAAUCCUAUCCAAGUUGAAUAUAUCGAUUACGGUAAUCGGGAAUUUUGUGACAUCGAAAACCUGAAAAAAAUGCCCGACGCGUUGACUAAAUAUUUACCAUUAGCUAGCCGAGUGAAAUUGCACGAAGGUAGUAUAAAUGAGACGAAUAUCAAAGAAAACGAAGAAGUCGAUAUUUACGUUAGACAAUACGACGAUUCGAGUGAUACGUGGAUUAUCGACGCAUUGUAACGAUUUAUCAUAGUUGAUCGAUGUGUUUCGUAAUUUUUUUUUGUUACAUGUGGCAUCAAGUUUUCACGACCGAUGCCAUUUUUAUUUUUUACUUUUUUAUUAUCGUUAGUUCGCACAUUUGUGAUGCUACCGAUUAGUUUUUAGGUUUUUAUUCUUAAUGUUCAGUUUUAUCUUCAUCAACGGUUAUAUCGAGAGAUAUUUCUCUUUUUUUAAUCUUACGACGUUUGUAAUAUAGUUUCCUUUUUUUUCUUUUUUUUCUGGCUCGAAAUUCCUAUUACCGAAACUCUCAUUUUUUUGUAGAGCUUUUGAUUGGAAGUGUUAGGUAUAGGUAUAUAUUUAAAUUACUUAUAUUUUAAAAUUUUAAAUUGAAAAAAAAAAUAUGAAAUUCAAAUCACGUUGAUUCGUUAAUUUUUUUUUCAAUUUUGUAAAAUGUAUUUCGCGUACGGUGUUACGAGAUUCGUUUCGUAAUUUACAUAAUACGUACUUUCGUGUUACUUAUUUUAAAUUAUUUUUAAUCGAGUUUUUAACCUCUUUUUCUCUUUCUUGUUGUUACUCAAUAAAUUUAUUCUUUCAAUGGUGAA